This is a messenger RNA of Aegilops tauschii subsp. strangulata, 2702 nucleotides long. RefSeq lists its product as uncharacterized. The record is from RefSeq and is a predicted model, not a curated record. Gene Ontology annotation, molecular function: mRNA binding. Gene Ontology annotation, biological process: mRNA destabilization. Gene Ontology annotation, cellular component: cytoplasm. NCBI's taxonomy places the organism in Eukaryota, Viridiplantae, Streptophyta, Magnoliopsida, Poales, Poaceae.
CCAACAUGUCAGUGACAGCAAAACAAGCCAGAUGGCGCCUGCCAGCGUACUUGCACAGCACCGCCGCAUCCGCACCGCACUGGCCUCUUCCCCUCCCACGCUUCCUUUUCCCGCUUUUCGCUUCCGCUCCUCCUCCUCCUCGCCGCCCCCCGCCUCCGUCCCGCCCGCUAGGGUUUCCGCCUCGGCCGCCGCCGACGACGACCAGCGGGUGCACGCCGCCUCAGUGCCGUUGUAGAUCGCACCAGUGCCCGUCUUUCAGAGUGACUGCAUUCCAUGGAUCUUGAGGCAAACUCUGAGCUCAUAUUUGGAGAGGAAUUCUGCUUUCCUGCUAAUGCAACUUACUAUCCGACUCCAUAUGGUCCAACUGGAAUUACUCUGCCUGCUGAGUUGUAUGAGCACCAGGCAAUUUGGAGAUGUGGUGAUCAAGAUCUACACUACUUGGGCCAACAGGCUGAAGGCACAUCAUACUCGUAUUAUGUUGUCCCUGACUAUGGGAUUGCACAUUCUCCCCGUCCCCGUGGCCCUUACCCUUCAGAACAUUGUGCUAUAGCUGAUGGCAGGUUUGCUAGAUCCCGAGAGUAUCUUGCUAAGACUGCUGACAUCGUAUGCCACCAACCAGUUCCUAUACCCCACUAUGAUGUUCUCCCAUCUGCUGCACAGUGGGGCCCAGCUAGCACGUCGCAAACUCUUAUGUGCAAUGAUAGUCUGUUCAUCCCCACUGAUCAAGGCCAAAGUUUCCCUGUUGUUCCAAAAAAGGGUAUUACAUGGAAUCCAUCUCUACAAUCAACCAGUGUUUCUUCAAAGAAAUUCGAAAACCAUGCUAUGCUAUCAACAGUACAACUGCAUAGUACAGAUCCAUGGAAGCAAAAUCUAGCAGCUGGAAGUGGAACUAUGGUACCUGCUAAACUUCGCCGUGCUCUACAGGCAUCACGACACUCUCUACAUGGGGGAGUUCCUCCUGUCAACUCCUCGCCGCAGACUAAUCCAUCAUACAACUAUAAUGCUUCACAUGUUGGAUCGGACCUCCGUAAGAUGGCCAUAGCUGAGAAAUUCCAACCAAGCUCAAAGCCAAGAAGCUAUGUAAAUGGUUUAACUGGAAAGUUGAGUUCAGUGUGUCGGCCGAACUUAAGUAAAGAAAAACAGCCAAGAGGUUCGACGUCCUCAGAAAUAGUUGCCACAUCCUAUACAUCAAGGCUGCAUAUUGGCAAUCCUGAGGGGAAAAUCAUCAUUAAGACUGAUCAAUAUAACAGAGAUGACUUCGAGGUGGUGUAUCCCAAUGCAAAAUUCUUUGUUAUCAAGUCUUGGGGCGAGGCAAAUGUUCACAAAUCCAUCAAAUAUGGUGUCUGGUCGAGCGGUCUUCAGGGAAACAAGAAGCUGGAUAGUGCGUUUAGAGAUGCUCAAAUGAUAGCUGCAAGCAGUUCUACCUUGUGUCCAGUUUUUCUGUUCUUUUCGGUCAAUGAAAGUAACCAUUUCUGUGGUGUUGCUGAGAUGGUUGGUCCUGUUGAUUUUCAAAAGAACAUGGACUUUUGGAGCAUGGAUAGGUGGGUUGGAAGCUUUCCUGUGAGGUGGCACAUUAUAAAGAAUAUACCAAACGUCGCCUUGAAAUGUAUCUUGCUGCGGAACAAUGAAGAUAAGCCUGUCACCUCCAGCAAAAAUACACAAGAGAUACACUAUGUUCCUGGAACUAGUAUGCUCAGGAUCUUCAAAGGUUCAAAAACAAAUGGAUGUCUGCUUGAUUGCUUCACGGUGUAUGAGGCGGAAGAAGCAAGAGGCAGAAAAUGCAGGAUGUCCAAGCUUAGGCGUGAUGCUCCACGUUUCAUACCUGUCCCGAAGCUGUCUCUGCACCAUGCCUACGUUCCUCGGCAGCCCAAAGCUGACAGAAUACUGAUGGACAGAAUUAUCAGGGAGACGCACGAUCUGGCAGGCAACGGCAUGCAGCAGAGCUCAUGGGAAGAACCUGGGAACCUGGCUAGAUAUUCUGCCAAGGAAUCUGCACAGAAAGAAAACCGUAGCUCUGGAAAACAGGCUCGUGAGGAUGUGGUGAAAGCUGUAAUAUACCAGCAGCAGCCCCUAGCUUCAAACAUGCCGGCUGGUCCGGCUGGAGGACAACUAACCUGGGAGGAGGUUGAAGUCACCCUGGUUGAAAAAGACCGCUCACAAACUGCUGCCAACAUCUCAUCGAAAGCACCUGAAGAGAAUCCUACUGAAGUUAAGAAUGCCUUGGUGCACAGUGCAUCAUCAACUCCAGAAACGAUUUAUGAAGAAAAGAAGGUCAUUGGGGAACACUGUGCUCGGGCAAUCAGUCCUCCUAUGAGUGAAGCCUGCUCAAGUUGCUUGAUUGGUGAUGUUCUGCGCAUUGGUUCCAUGCUGGUCCCGAUGAAGAUGCCCAACUAAAAGAUUCAAAAACCUUCCUCCUAUCAGCCGGAGCCGUGGCCUUGCUCGUUGAUAGGAGGGGCUCUCUUUUGGGUUCUGACUUGCUUGAUAACCGUGGGGCAGCCUGGGAACAAUUUACUUGGGAUUUUAGGCUCAGGGAGAGAGGCUUUCAUGCUUUCAGUAUCCUUUUUUGGGCCUACGGUCUACCAACUCUCUGGGAAGGAAAUAUGCAAGUAGUGAUGCGUUAAAUUAAACCUCUUGGUAACGAUGCACGAGCUUUCUGUUGCUCUUUUGUUGUGUUAAAUUAAAUGGUAAUGUGCUGCUAUUUA